GAUGUUCAUGUUUUGUGAAUUUUCCAAUUCCCAUUGAAUCUGGAAUUACACCACAAUGGUUUAUUCCUUUGAAAACGUAGUUUGUUCUUCGCUGUCCAAUAAUAAAUCUGUGGUGGCUCUCGAAAAUACUUUGCAUCAAAGUAUAAAUCAUUUUAAAGAACUAGUUAUAGAAUUUGAUCAACUGCAACUAGAAUCAGAUGACUACAAAACCCAAGUAUUGACACUAAAACAAAAAUGUGAAAGUAAACUCUGUGUUGGCUCUGAGGCCUUGAAAAAGGUUAUAGAACUAAAGGACAAUAUUAUACAAUCUGUUGCAUCAGCACUAACAAGACUAAAUGAAACAAAAGACAUGAGCAUCAUAGAUGAAGCAUUCAAAAUACUCUGUGGUGAAACAGCCUCACUCACCCCACCCAAGGACAGUCCAGAUGUUCAACCAAAAACCCCCAAGAAAGAAUCACCAUCCUACACAGAAGCUGUUAAUGAUGAAUCAGUGUCUGAGAUAGAAGGGACUCCAACUGGUAGAACUAGCCCUAUUAUUGUGUCUAGGAAGGCAAGACAAGCAUCAGAUUAUAGGGAGAAGAAGAAAUGUCCAGAUAAUUGGCCUACACCAAAUACCAAAUCUUUGAAACUGACAUAUCCCAACUGCACACCAACCAGCAAGAGCAAGGGCAAAGGCAAGCUACGGCAGACUCGGUUCACAACGGUUAAACAAACUUCUGCGCUGGAUAUUUCUAGCUCACCUGAGUCUGCUGGCUUAAGAGGCAGUAAAGAUAUUAAGAGCAUGCAGUUAAACAUUAAGAGAGAAUCAUAUGACGAUGAAGACACAAUAGAGCCUUCACCGACCAGUGCCACAUCAAACUUUUCAUCCAUAUACAAAUCUGCAGUUAGAGGCAGCCCUUUGAAAUUAAACAAAAACAGUCCACACAAGUCAAAGGGUAGCCCAUUGAAAUUAAGCUUAGUAAAAAAACCUCAUUCUAAUAUGUCAAAACUACAGGUCAGGACUGUAGACUCAAUUAAUGUAGAAAAUGUGGAGAACAAAUCGGAGAAUUCAGACAUCAAAAUCAAGAUGGAAGAAUCUAUCAAUCUGCUAAGGCCUUCACGAUUUCGCACACCAGAGAGAUCACCGGCAAAGUUGAAGGAUCCAGAUGAAACGGAAUGCAACAUCGAUGCCAGCAUGUCGCUGUUUCAGCAUGUACAAAAACUGGAAAAAAUGUCACCAGAUCACAAAAACAUGUGCAGCCCCACCAAACGCCCCCUAGCGGAGAACAUCAACGUAACCAACCUCGAAACGCAAUGCGACACGGAAGCAAGCGUCUCACUCCUCAACCCCAACCAUUUCGUAGACAAGAAAGAUCCAGAAACUCCGAGCAAAAAUCCUGCGUUAGUGAGAAAUCCGGUUGCAGAAAGUAUUAUAAAGAAAGAUUUAGAGAAAUUGGGGCCUAAGAGAGAGAGUGAGAAAGCAGAUGUGAUGUUUAAGGAGCCUACUGUUAGGAGGAAAGCGGAAAAGAGAGCUUUGCCUGGAUGGAGUUGUGAUGAGUGUAAAAACUUCUACGCCGAGCUGUACAAGAACGACCCAGUAAUGCUAGCCAAGAAGAUGGACGAGUGUUCCAAGCACCGCGGGCGCCAGAACCCCGCGCGGCCCAAAACCCCGCCGGGGUUCUGGAACCCCAGGUGGGACGUGCCCGAAGACACUGAGGAGUUCAACAGGAGGAACAACGCUGUUUGAUCUACCUACUUAAAGUACAUAACUUUUCCUUUUUAUCCAAAAUAAUGGAUAAUCCAACUCAAGAUACUAACAAGACAGUUCUAUAGACUAAUUUUAAAGUCAGACAAAAUGGCAAUGAUAGUGCGGUAGUUCCACCACAUACAUAAAUAUCCUAUAAAAAAUAAGUCUUUCUCUUCAACAUUUUACACAUUGAUGCACAGUAAUCUAACUACAUAAUAUAGAGAAGAUAGACUAGUGUUCCAAGCACCGCGGAGGACAGAACUCCGCGCGGCGCAAAACACCGCCGAGGUUCUGAACCCCAGUGGCCCGUUUCUCGAAAGGUACAAGCCUUGUAUUACAAGUGUGUUUCCAUGACAACCCAUACGAUUUGACAGUUCGCGCACUUGUAAUACAAGGCUUGUACCUUUCGAGAAACGGGCUCCAGGUGGGACGUGCCCGAAGACACUGUGGAGUUCAACAGGAGGAACAACGCCGCUGUUUGAUAGACUACUAGCGUUUCAGCAUCUUUAAUACUAAGUAAUAACACUUUCAGGAUGGUGUUAUUUAACAUAUUGGUGAAAAACUUGUGACUUUAGUGAUAAGUGCCGUAGGCGCCAGAACUCCGCGCGGCGCAAAACCCCGCCUGGGUUCUGGAACCCCAGGUGGGAUGUGUCUAAAACCACUGGGGAGUUCAACUGGAGGAACAACGCUGUUUGACCAACCUAACCUCUUCUUUUUAUCCAAGAUACUAUACCGGGUGGGGCCUGUAACAAAAGCAAAAAAUUGAAACUUUGGUCAGUUUAAGCAGUAUAGCCUAAAGCAUGCUUGUAUGAGUUAGAUAUGACGACGGGUCGACUGUUCACGUUUUCGACAGGCGGUAACUGUAAGGUAACCGAGAGGGGGUGGGCGGCAUUUUCAGCGGGGAGCGGGAAUGGCCAUACUGUACGAUAGUACUCUUUAUUAUACUGUGCUUAAAGUUUAAUUUUUUGCUUACAGGUCCCACCCUGUAUACUUAGUGACAGUUUGUUAGGCCAACUCACUGCCCAGUCUUCCAAUAUUCAAAUUGGUUUACAAGGAAAACUACAUACCUAAUUCUGUUUGGUAGACUAAUAGUAGGAAUAACACUUUUACAGAGAUAGUAGGUACAGUCGAGUUUAUAAAUAUGUGUACAUUUUUUUACCUUAUUGCAACGAGUUAAGGUGAAGAAAUGUACACUAUUUAUAAAGCCGACUGUACUGAAGAGAACAUUUUUUUAAAGAAACAAAGCAAAGAUUAUAUUUAUAAAAUAAAAUACUUAUAAGUUUUUAAAAACCAUUACAGCCAUUAUCGUGGCCAGCCUCGUGAUCGUGGUUUAUUUGUAGGCCCAGUAUCGCGAACCGUGUCUCACAGAAAAUCCCCUCUUGUUCGCCCUUUGCCCCUCCUGAAUGCUCUCUUAGCAUCAGCACCUGAGUGCGAUUUAUUUGCUGGCAGAUGGAGUGCUGUGCGCGAUGAAUUAUUGAGGUUCUUCGAGAGGAUGGAUGUACGUCUUUCAACAGUUUAUCAUGUAUAAAAAAUGUUUUGUACCUACUUGUUUUUAGUUUUGCAGUGAUUUAGUAUUUAAUACUGUCAUGCUGUAUCACUAUUUUUUGAAAUAAAUAAAUAAAUAAAUUAUACGGGAAGUGAUAUUUGUAAGUCAAGUUUUUAAGUAAAUUACUAUACUAUUAUUUUUUAUUUAAUUUAUCAUAACCUCGCCCGCUCACAUUAUUCAACCUGUACAGUAGAGUCGCCAUCAGAUAUAGCCGGUAUAGGUAUCGAAAUAGCUGAGGUGCUUAACAUAUCUGAAGAGAUACACUUAACGCCUUGACAAUAGAAAUAGAGGUGUUUUCUCGGUUUUCUGAUAUGUGUGAGCGCCUUGACCGCUCCGAUAUACACGGUGAAAUAAAAAGAAUCGUUCAAACUUUGCAUUUAUUAUGGAACCAAUGCUGAAAUCGCAAAAAAAUUGGCAAUUUCAUACAUUUCGACUGUCAUGAUGUCGCUCAUUUCUAUGGAAUAGCGAACAGCCACAUUUUUGUUCGCGAUUUCAGCAUUGGUCCUAUAUUAAAAGUUGUUCAUUAUGACCUCAAAAGUGAGGUGACAAUGGACAACUUUUCACCCUGUAUUUGAUAGCGACUGUACCUAAUACUACCUACUGAAUAAAGGAUACAGAAGUUUGACAAAAUAUUAUAAUUGAUGACUGAAUAUUUUUGUAGAAACAAUGUUGUACCUAAUAAUUGUUAAUUAAUAGUUUAUUUUUUAGGUCUAGUUAUAUUAUUGUAGGUAUUUUAAGUUUUAAAGAAAAUAAAUCUUAAUGAAAAGCAA
Molecule: messenger RNA, 4042 nt
Organism: Leguminivora glycinivorella
Lineage: Eukaryota; Metazoa; Arthropoda; Insecta; Lepidoptera; Tortricidae
Exons: 10
Coding region: 56-1726 (556 amino acids)
Source: RefSeq, a predicted model, not a curated record